AUGGCUCCUCCCAAAACCCUCAAUUUCAUCACCGGCAACAAAAACAAACUUGUCGAGGUGAAAGCUAUUUUGGGCGAUACUAUUGACCUUCAAAGUCAAUCUCUCGACCUCGUUGAGAUUCAAGGAACUAUUGAGGAAAUCUCUAGCGAUAAAUGCCGAAGAGCUGCAGAAAUUAUUCAAGGUCCAGUGCUAGUUGAGGAUACAUGUUUAUGUUUCAAUGCAUUAAAGGAAUUGCCUGGUCCAUAUAUUAAAUGGUUUAUGGAUAAACUAGGUCAUGAUGGACUGAAUAAUAUGCUUGCUGGAUUUUCAGAUAAAUCUGCACAAGCAGUGUGUACAUUUGCCUAUUCUGAAGGCCCGGGCCAUGAACCUAUUAUCUUUCAAGGAAGAACAGACGGCAAGAUCGUACCUGCAAGAGGUCCAGCUGCAUUUGGUUGGGAUCCUAUUUUCGAGUAUGAAGGUCAAACAUACGCCGAGAUGGAGAAAGUUAAGAAGAACAAAAUCUCUCAUCGUUUCCGAGCACUCGAGAAAUUGAAGACAUGGCUGCAAGAAGAAGCAUAG
Molecule: messenger RNA, 558 nt
Organism: Botrytis byssoidea
Lineage: Eukaryota; Fungi; Ascomycota; Leotiomycetes; Helotiales; Sclerotiniaceae
Exons: 6
Coding region: 1-558 (185 amino acids)
Biological process (GO): nucleoside triphosphate catabolic process
Cellular component (GO): cytoplasm
Molecular function (GO): nucleoside triphosphate diphosphatase activity
Source: RefSeq, a predicted model, not a curated record